AUGAGUGAUGGUUUGAAGGGAUGUAUUACUGCUGCUGCAUCUGCUGCUCAUAGAUUCUGUAGUGACAGAAGUGAGGAUAAUGAACGUUUAUUAAAUCAUCAUUUAAAGGAUCUGAUACAGUUUACAGCUACUGUUGAUCCAUCUGCCAGAUUAAGCAUAAAAAAUUUGCAUCUAUGUGAACUGCUUCAUUACUGUUCAUUAUUGUUAAAUGAAAAUCCCUCUUGGGCAAUUAGUCGUUCACGUUUACAUCUUUUUUUGUUUAACAUUGCCUUUCAUAAUGUUUCACUCAGGAAAUAUUUGGCUGCAGAUUUGCAAAUUUGUGAAUCAGUUUUUGAAUGCUUGAAGUUAUCUUUACAAGAGCAACUUGGUCCACAAAAUCUUGUUGAUGUGUUGCGGUUGCUUCAGGUACUCACAUACGAGCGAAGUGCAGUAUUAGGAGUUUGGACAAAUAGUCUUAUAUCAUUCCUUUUGAGUGAAAUUAUUUGUGAUGAUGAACCACAGUGGCUUCCUUACUGUAUGGCGAUACUUUGUAAUCUUGCAGCUCGAUCAAAAUCAGUUUGCUUAAGAAUAGGAAGAUCAGUGAGUUUAUUUGUCCACUCAUCCUAUAAGGCCUUCAGUCGCAAACUGCUACAGUUGUUGGCUCAUGAUUCUCGAACCGUGGUGAUUGCAUGUCUUGUUCUUGUUGGAUUUUUAGAAGAAAAACUGCGUGAUACGAUAUUUUGUGCUCGAAAUAUUCCUCAAACAUUCCAAUGUGUUUUCAAUGUUUUAAUUUUGGGAGACCAUUUGAUGACACGUUGUAUUGCUGUCGACCUUUUAAAACGCUUAGUCUUUUGUGAAUCCUCUAGUGUGUCAUCAUCUUUAACACUUACGUCUACGGGUAAAGACCUCGCUUCCUAUUCAUAUUUUGAAAAGACCAUUCAACUUGUUGCAACUCUUCUUAUUCAAAUUGAUCCUCGAACAGAAGAAUCAUUUAAAGUGUACGAUCUGUUUUUGGCACUUUGUUCAGUCCCUCAGUUACGAUCAGCAGUUGCGCAUGCAAUUCUACAUUGUCAUUCAAAUGAAGAAAAACCAGCUACACCACUUCUAGCCAUUUGUGAUACGGCGGGUUUGUCUUUCGAUGAAGCCAUUGAGCCCGAAGUUCCUCUUAAAGCUAUACGUUUACUGAUUUGUCUACUGCAGGAGUUGGUUGAAAGUACCGGUCGUGUCGAAGACGUUGUGCCCAUUGCUCACAUUUUGCAACUUGUUGAAAAUAAUGUGAAGACUGCUAUUGAAACAGUCAGUGAUAGCGUGAAAUUUCAGUGCCAAAGAAUAACUGAGGGGUUGCGGCUUGCUGAAAUAGUUUCAACUGAUGAAGAUAUAAGGGUUUGUUUGUUAGAAGUUGUUAAUGCUGCGCUUUGUUCUCAUAUAAUUGAAUCACAGAUCAUUUCAAAUCCUGUCAUAACAUACAUAAGACAGCCGGAAUCAUUGCGUACCGAACCUCUUCCUGAAUGGUGCAAUGAUGGUGUCGCUAUCGUCUUGGAGCUGAUGAGGAUUUUAAUUUCAUUAAAAGACUAUUCUAAAUCACACAAAGAUUUGUACCUGAAAGUGUUGAAGGAUGAUCGACUAAUACCUUUUAUUGCUUAUGCGAUUGCCCAUGGUAAUGCAGAACUGACUCAUAAGGCUUUGCUGCUAUUUGUGCAUUGUUCUCAAUUUCAUACUUUUCCGACAAAAUGGCUCGGAGAUUUAGUUGCAACUUGCCGCAAGAAGAAAAGUAUAGUAUGUGCUUCAAGAGAUAAUUAUUUACCUAAAGGUAGUUCAGAAUAUUGUUUAAAUAUUUCUGUCGACGAUACCUCGACGGUUCAUAAAAAACCUUUGAAUGAUCUCUCGACAAAGGAUGAUAGAGUGAUACAGUUCAGUGAAAUUUCAGAUAAUAUACAUCAAAAGAAUGAAUUACCAGGUUUUGAUACAUUACGUUUAUUAAGUAUAAAUGAGAAGAAAAUACAAAACAUGAAAAAUCGAGAGCGUGAACUGGAAGAUUUGCUGGCGAAAAAGGAAGAAGCCUUGCGCGAAAGUGAACUCCUUCGAAAUCGUAAUAAUCAAGAGAAUGAAAAUGAGAUAGCGAGUCUUCGAGAUGCGAUUGUUGUUUCUAAGAAAAAAAUUGAAGAUUUGGACAAGCUUUUGAUUUCUCUUCGUACUGAAAAGCAAAACGUGGAAGAAAUUUGUGAGAGUUAUAAGAAGACUGUGGAAAAAAAAGAAGAAGAAGUGCUUUCACUUACUGAUGAGUAUGAUUCAUUAAAGAAAGUAGCCCAGGAAAAAAAUGUACUGCAAGAAGAAAACAACAGUGAAAGAGAACUUGCUACAUUAAUGAAGAGUCGUUAUGACGAACUCAGAAAGAACUUUGCUUUAACAUCAAAUGCAUUGAUUGAGAAAGAUAAACAAUGCGCUCAACUUAUGAAUGAACACAAAAACAUGGAACACGAUCUUAUGAUUAAGAAAUCUGAAAAUAUUGAAGUUUGUGAGAACUUAAAACGUCUUGAGAAAGAAAUGAUGGAUAUCAGGAAUAGUAAAAAUUCGGAGAUAAAGCAUCUACAAGAUUUGGUGGAUGAGAAAGUGAAAGAAAUUGAAUGUCUAAACAAAGAACUACAGAAAGUUUUGAAGUUUAAAAGCAAUAUGUUACGAAUGAUGGAUGAAAUUUGA
Molecule: messenger RNA, 2676 nt
Organism: Thelazia callipaeda (thelaziosis nematode)
Lineage: Eukaryota; Metazoa; Nematoda; Chromadorea; Rhabditida; Thelaziidae
Source: the annotation of a GenBank genome assembly